Molecule: messenger RNA, 1133 nt
Organism: Paramecium octaurelia
Lineage: Eukaryota; Ciliophora; Oligohymenophorea; Peniculida; Parameciidae
Source: the annotation of a GenBank genome assembly
AUGUAAUAUAAUAGAUUAGGAAAUACAGGAUUGCUUGUAUCUUGUUUGGGGUUUGGGAACAUGAUUAACUUCUAGCCAGAGGACGAAGAAGUGAAUAUAGCAAUAAUCAAAAGGGCGUUUGAGGCUGGGAUCAACUUUUUUGAUACUGCAGAAUUGUAUGAGUUGUGAUGAGUAUGAUAGCUAUCAACAUGGCGAAGCAGAGAGGUAGUUAGGUAGAUCAAUAAAAAAGCUGAAUUUACCAAGGGAGAGAUUGGUGAUCACAACAAAGGUGUUCAUUAAUCAGACACCAGGAGGUAAUUGAUGAGUUAGGAAUUGUUUAGGAUUGAAUGUUAAUAGAAUGUGCACUUUGAACAGGAAACAUGUUAUUGAAGCAGUGAAUACAAGUUUACAAAAUUUGUAAUUGGAUUAUGUGGAUGUUGUAUUUGCACAUUAAUUUGAUACAGACACACCAACAGAUGAGAUUGUUAGGGGAUUUAAUCAAUUGAUAGAAGAUGGCAAGGCUUUCUAUUGGGCAACAAGCAAUUGGAAUUCAGCUUAGAUUUAGGAAGCAAUUAAUUAUGCUGAUUUACACGGACUUAUAAGACCAAUAGCAGAAUAAGGAGAAUAUCAUAUGUUACAGAGGAAACAAUUUGAAUUUGAUUUGGUAGGUUUGUAUGAGAGAUACAAUUAUGGUACAACUAUUUACAGUCCUCUGUGUGGGGGAUUCUUGACAGGAAAAUACUUGGAUGGAAUACCAGAGGAUAGUAGAUGUGCUAAGGAUAAUGGAUGGAUGACUAAGGAGAGAGCUUAGAACAGGUGGUUAUUGAAAUAUAGUAAGGAUAAAUAUAAUGAAUAGUCAAGAAUCCUAAGAAUGUGGAAGGAGUCAAGAAGAUAGUGGAGUUGGCUAAGGAGUUGAAUGUGACACCAGCCCAAUUGGUGCUGGCUUGGACAAUGAGAAAUAAGGACAUCAAUGUGGCCAUAACAGGUGCACGAACAGUAGCACAAUUGGAGGAGUCUUUGGGGAGUGUUGAGUUGUUGAAGAGAUUUGACGAGAAAUUAGAUGAGAGAUUGGAGUUGAUUUUUGAGAACACUCCGAAAUAGGACUUGAAUUAUAGAACUUUUUAAUAAAAUAGAAGGAGAAGAUGAGAGAUGAU